Messenger RNA from Musca domestica (house fly), 1506 nucleotides. RefSeq lists its product as uncharacterized. NCBI's taxonomy places the organism in Eukaryota, Metazoa, Arthropoda, Insecta, Diptera, Muscidae. Bases 451 to 1506 code for a protein of 351 amino acids. The transcript has 4 exons. The record is from RefSeq and is a predicted model, not a curated record.
GCCGAGUAUAAAAAGCCAAAUUCAUAACGAAAUUCCUAUUAGUUUUAUGGCGGCAAGGAUACGUGAAACAUCUCUCUCUAUACAUGGAAAGUUAAUCAAAAGCAGCAAAACUGUAAUCAUCUCAAGACCAAACAGCAAAGAAAACGAUUUUUUUUUUGGAGAUGAAUGAGAGACCUUGAAAUAAGAAAAAACAACAACAACAACAAGUAACACCAAAACAAUGCUCUUCAUUUGCCAUCAUCGACGCUUGGAGGAAUUUUGCUAGCCAAGUUUUUCUUUCUCAUUUUUUUCAAUUACCCCAGCAAAAAAAAAACAACAACAAUAAUAGCAACAAUUAAAGGCAUUAUUUUACAACAACUACUGCUGUUGACAGUAUUGACAACAAUAAUAACAAUAGCAACAUCUCAAGCGGCUAUUGUCUCAAACGGAACAAUAAUUAGCCAAGUAGUAAUGCUGCCGCCACCGCCAAUACCACCAACAACCCAUAGCACGGCAAUGAGAAUUUCCACAACAUCGCCACCACCAGCUGAUAAUUCAAAACACCAACAAAGAAAACAGCAGCAACAACAACAACAACACAAUGAAUCUGCCUUUGUAUAUAGCCCAGCAGAUGAGGCCAAGCAGUCAUCCCCCACGGCAGUUAAGGCCAAUGCCACAAUGAAUGCCACCACCCAGCGUCUGAAAGCAAUACUGAACAGGACCCUGACGCAGGUUUCUUCUCCCUACAGCAACAACAACAAUAGUAAUAUCAACACAAGUAUAAGUGAUUAUACAGCUCAAUACUUUGGCUCAUCGGUGCUGGCAUCAGGUUCUCCCCAGCUAUCUCCACCACCAUUGCACCUCUCCUCGCCCGGCUCAUAUGGGUCGCAAGAUGAUGAUGAUGACUUCGUUUAUGGCCGCAUCAAUGAUGGCCGGGGUCUGGUGGGCAAUAUAAGUGAGGGAUUUGAUAGUUAUGCCACAGCUGUGGCAACACUGGCAGCAAAUGGCACUGCCAAUCAUUUGGAGGCAACAACGGCAGCAACAACAGCAGCGGCAGCCGUGUCGGCAUUUCCCACCGCCACCCAAACGGUGGCCACUUUUAUGGCGGGCAAUAAAAAUCGGGCCACAACAAUUAUUGUUUAUCCGACAGUGUCACCGGAAUCCAUUGUGAUACCCAUUGUGUCGUGCAUUUUUGGUUUUCCCAUUUUGGCAUUCAUUGUCAUCUGCUGUUUGCGUCAUCGUGCCAAAAUGGCCCGGGAACGAGAUCGCCGCCGCAAUUACGACAUGCAGGACCAUGCUGUCAGCCUGGUCAGAUUUAGUCCAAUACAUAGGCUUAAUUACCGAUCGUCGAGAGCUAUCAGUUUACGUCCUGAACGAAGCUUGAGCCAGGGUUUCACCUCUCUAGAAUUAGACACAGUUGUGGAGGAGCGCUGCAGUGAUGUUGAACAGACCCAAACGGAAAUUCUUCACCCCGAAUCACCCAUGGAGUCGUCAACAUCGUAUAAAAUGUCCCUGUCCAGUAGCUAG